Molecule: messenger RNA, 5645 nt
Organism: Solenopsis invicta (red fire ant)
Lineage: Eukaryota; Metazoa; Arthropoda; Insecta; Hymenoptera; Formicidae
Product: retinoblastoma-like protein 1
Exons: 9
Coding region: 352-3462 (1036 amino acids)
Biological process (GO): cell differentiation; negative regulation of G1/S transition of mitotic cell cycle; regulation of transcription by RNA polymerase II
Cellular component (GO): nucleus; chromatin; transcription regulator complex
Molecular function (GO): RNA polymerase II transcription regulatory region sequence-specific DNA binding
Source: RefSeq, a predicted model, not a curated record
CAAGUCCAGCGAGGCCGGAGUUUGCGUUCGACCGAACGUGGAAAUGUGGCGGGAAACGACGUAUCUUACCUGGCCAACAUCCUCCACGGAUUCACCCACCAAUCGGAGAGUGAGGUCCAAUUGAAGCUCUCACUCACGACCACUCACGACGCGAGCGUGCGCACUGACGAUGCCACUGCUGCAUUACGUUUCCCGCCAACAUGGCAAAUAUGUCGGCGCUCGUGUCGUUUCCCGCCAAGCCUCCGCGACAACCCCGUUAUAGGGCAACGAAGUUUUUGUAUGGCGGUGUAGGAGUGUUUUCCCCGCGUUAUCUCGUCUGAUCUCUCAUCUGGCUGGACUAGGUGCGGAAGGAUGGGGCAAUCGGACGACUCCGAGGACUCGAUGUACGGUCGACACCAGGAUCUUUGCCAAAAGCUGAAUAUGGAUGCGGUCGCCGCGUCCGAAGCCUGGAAAUCCUACGAAACUAUUCGGCAGAAUUACACCCUCGAGGGUGACCAAUUGCAUUGGAUAGGAUGUGCAGUGUACGUGGCAUGUAGAAAAUUUUCCAUACCUACAGUAGGAAGACCAGGCACUAACGUGGAAGGCAAUUGUGUAUCACUUACUCGUCUUUUGCAACUGUGUAAUCUCCCCUUGAUACAAUUCUUUACAAAGAGCAAGUCAUGGGCAGAUAUGGCAAAUAUGCCACAGGACUUUCGAGCCCGGAUAGAGAAGCUAGAAGCUAAUUUCUCAGUGUCAAUGGUUAUAUUUAAAAAAUAUCAGCCAAUAUUCUCUGAUAUAUUUAAGGACCCACGAGAGGAUACCUCUAAGCCAUCUAGGUCUAGAAGACACAAAGCAACACCCUGUACACCUAGCAGGGUUUUUGAAUUUUGUUGGACAUUAUUCAUAUGCAUAAAGGGUGCAAUCCAUGAUAUCUCGGACGACCUUGUUAAUUCUUAUCAUCUCUUGCUGGUCUGCUGUGAUCUUAUAUAUAACAAUGCUUUAUUGGCUAAUAGAAAAGACUUGUUGAAUCCUAAUUUUCCUGGCUUGCCAGCAAAUUUCAAUGAUGACAACUAUACCCCACCACAAACUGCAAAUUGCAUUGUUAACUUGCUAUGCGAGCGUCAUGAUGCCAUUGCAGUUGAGGCUAAAGCCAUAAAGGAGUAUUGCGUGAGAAAUUACAUAAACAAGCUAUUUAAUGAAAAAACCUUACGUGGAGAUCAAUCAAAUUUCUCUGGUAUGCUAGAAGCAAUGAAUUUUGAUAGUAACAACAAGGCCAUUAACAAGUCUUAUGAACAGCGUAUGCUAAGUGUCGGAGACUUUGAUGAAAGAAUUUUCUUAGCAAAAUGGAGGAGAUUAAAUUUGAGCAAUAUAUCAAAUUCAGAUGUAUUUAGCCAAAAUGAUGCCAAGCAUGACCAGUUUAGUAAACAUGACGUCUUAAAAGGCCAAGACGCUAAUGAAAACAUUGGUUCUCCUACACAAAUGAUGAACAUCGAAGAUUUUCAUGAACAAUUGCAAUUGAAGAGGGAACAGCAUGCUGGGCAAUAUCUGGCUCCUCCCACACCAUUGACUGGACGUAAAUAUCUUCGAUCGAAGGAUAUGUCUAAUAUAACACCAGUGACUACGGCAACUCAAAGCGUCAUUAAGUUACAAGCUUUGAUAGCUGGACAAUCUGCUCCAAGCGAAAGCUUAUUGCAGAUGCUGAACAACUGUUCUCAAGAUGUCAAAUCCUCACUCGAGGCAAAAGUUAAACAGAUUGGUGAACAAUUUUGUUCAAAUUAUAAUAGUAACGCAGAUAUGACUAAUGCAAAUGAUGGUUCAGCAUUUGACUUUGGAAAGAAACGUCUUCUUAUGGGACAAACCUUAUUUUACAAGCUUCUGGAAGUGAUUCUAAAUGAUGAAAAACGCAAAAAGCCAAAUGACGACAUAACUAAUCUUCUCUUGAAUGAAGUCUUUAUCCAAUGCCUUUUUGCCUGUUGUCUCGAAAUCGUUAUAUAUUCGUAUAAAAGCAACGACAAGAUAUUUCCCUGGAUACUGAAAGCUUUGAAUCUAGACGCUUACUAUUUCUAUAAGGUCAUAGAAAUUAUAAUAAGAGCCGAGGAUCAACUGUCGCGAGAUGUGGUCAAGCAUUUGAAUCACAUCGAGGAGAAAAUUCUAGAAUCCCUGGCUUGGCAAAGUGAUAGUCCUUUAUGGCAAACCAUUGAGUCUUUGCCAGAUGGUGUGCCAAGCUGCGAGGAAGUUGCCUUGCCUGGUACUUUGGAAACUGCUGAUCUGAACACAUCUGGUCAACCUAUAUUAAGACGUGUUACUUUAGAUCGGGAACGUACUCAUGAUGUUCAACAAAGUCCGAUUUCGUCUGCUUCAGAAAGAUUUCAGUCUCCAAUUGCAGCAUCUGGUGUGGCAAAAAAGCGAUUAUUCUCCGAGACCAGAGUCACCGGUCAAAGCGUCCUUCGUGUCGGACAAAGUGUGUUGUCUUCUAAUAGAAUGUUAUUAGACAAUGGCCAAAGGAUUCUCUUAUUACCCGAUCAAAUUGCAGUUUCUAAAUCAUCGGGCACGACACAAACGUUAAAUAAUCCCACACAAGCAACGAACAGAGACGCCACCAAACCGAAGAGAACGGGUUCUGUCGCGCUGUUCUUCCGAAAAUUCUAUAAUCUUGCAUGCGUACGCAUGCAGGAUUUGUGCAAUUCAUUGGAAAUAUCAGACAACGAUAAGAAAAAGAUUUGGACGAUCUUCGAAUACUCUAUCAAGGAACGUAAAUUAAUGAAGGAUCGGCAUCUUGAUCAAAUCUUAAUGUGUGCAAUUUAUGUAAUAUGUAAACUGGUUAGGAUGGAAAGAAACUCGUUUACCGAAAUCAUGCGGUGUUAUCGUUUACAGCCGCAGGCCGAGUCUCAUAUAUAUAGAUCGGUACUUAUUAAGAAAGUUUCUAAUGACGAAGAUCCGGGAACGAGUGGUAAUGAAAGAUCAGAGGACAAUAAUAUGUUGGGAGAGAAUAUAACUCCACCGACACCGACAAAUAUGACCGGGACGUCUCAAAAUUUUAAUGGGGAGAUACGCGACGAUUUGAUUAAAUUUUACAACAAGGUGUAUGUUCCACAAGUCAAGGAAUUCGCGAAUAAAUUUGGAUCCACUCGCGGCAGUGUUAUGAAUCUCUCAUUGAGUCCUUUACCGAAAGGAAAAGCACCUGCUAAUUCUCCAGUGAGACGUGUCACUAGUAGUAUUAUGACACGCACUCUUGAUCCGAAGGCUAUUAGCGCAUCACCAGCGCCACAAUUAACUUAUUGCUUCAGCCGUAGUCCUGCCAAGGAUUUAGAAGCUAUCAACAAGAUGAUGAUAUCGGUGGAUGCGAAAAAGAGUGUAGGAAAGAGAUUACUUUCUGAUGACACGGAUGUAGAAAUGACAGAAGGUACAUCUAAAAAAACUGCAACUUUUGUUGCACGAAAAUUAGAAAAUAUUAUUGGAGAACGACGAACGCAAAACCAAUAAGCAGGAUACAGUGGAAUGACGUCAAUCAUAGUUUAUGAGAACAAAGAACGUGUUCACUCUGCUUUUUAAUUGCGUAUGAAUUGAUUUGCAAAAAACGAAGAAACAAGACAAAUAAAAGCCAAUCACUUGGCUGUUUAGCAUAAAUGUGAAACGUUCGUUUCUCAGGUAUAGUCAUUCUAGCAAAUUGGAAGGGCCCAAUAAAAUAUCGUUCACAUUUAUAUAAAGAUGCUGUAAUGUUUGUGUAAUUUUAUUUAGUGUAAAGUCAGAAUUCAAUUUCCAGUAUUCUUCGUUGACUUUUAUCUUACCAGAGUAGACCUUUUUUGUUAAUUUAUAAUUUACCCAACCAAACUGUCUUUCAAACCUUUCUUAUAAAAUGCAAAGACGUGUAAUGUGAAUUAUAACUAUGACAUACGCAUGUUACACUUUCCGUGCAUUACGUUAUUGUUAACAUAACAUAGAAUUAAUUUAAAACAAAUAUUGAUUUUUUUUUUAAUGUGUCUACUGUUAGUUCUUGAUCAUGAUUGUUACGUAAAAUUAUAUAAAAUCGCAUAUACAUCCAUAUAUAGUGAUAAUUAGUUUUGUGACAAAAUUACCGUUGAUUUUGUAGAGACAUUAGCUAGCGAUAUUCUAUAAAAUCACCAGAAAUUUUAAAAUUUACGAUUAUCGAAUUAUCAUUUUCAACAUAUAACAUGUAGAUUUAACUAGGAAAUUAUUAAUUAAAUAAGAAAUUACAAAAAACAUGCUAGUAUUAUCGUGACAAUAAAUUGUAAUUCGCACUACGAUAUACGAAGUGGUCACCAACGAAAAAUAUUUUAAUGAUAGAUCCUCGAAGACAUUUAAAACCGAUUUUUCUCGAGAACAAAAAUUGUAAACAAAUAUUUAAUAAUUACAAUAAUCAUUGUAAUUAUUUAUUUUUUAGCAUUAGUUAUCGCGUAAGUAACUAUUACAUGAAAAUUCUGUUCAAAUAAAGUCAAAUAAACAAAAUAAUAUUUUUGUUAUUUAUUUCCGUUAUUUUUUUCCAUAUAACUUUGAAUCCAUUAAAAAUCCUUUAAUCGCUUUAUUCAAUAAAUAUAUCAAUUUCUCGAUAUUAAAAUAAUCAUUAGUCUUUUUAAUUUUUUAUUUUAUUAUAUCUACCAUUAAAAUAUUAUCCAAUUGCGAUGGACCAUCCUGUAUACACAUAUUUUAAAUUUAUAAAAUAAGUUAAACAAAAAAUUGAUAUUAAUUGAUAGCUCUUGUUUCUGAUUGUGAUCAAUUCGUUAUUUGCAUUGCAUCUUGUAAAAGUAAACCUAGUCAAUGUUUGUGAAGUAUUUGGUAUGUAUUUUCUACACUGGAAAUUGAUCUGACUAUUCCAAAUGCGUAUAUUAUGACUCGUCAUAAGCUUAUCAUCGUUUUCUGUUCCGUAAUCAAAAUAUACAUAAAAUCAAAAAAAUAUAGUUUCAACUGCUUAAUCAUUUUAAUGGUAAACUUAAGCUCAUGGUGAAAGAAAUGAAUAUAUACAGCAAAUGUUAAAUGAGUAAUAGUUCGAUUAAAUUCACUUUCUUUAAAAAAAGAACAUUGAUCCAAAUACAAAUUGAAGGUAAAAUUAAUUGUAUUCAUAUGAGUGUGCUUUAUAUUUCAAGAAGUAAGUUAUUUGUAUCUUUUAAAAUUUAGUUUGUCAAGAGUUAAAAAACUCAGAGUAGAUGUAAAUAUUUCUAAAUUCACAUUAUGAUCUCAUUAAUUUGUCAUUUAUUAUCGAACAAUGUAUAAAACGAGAAUAUUAUAAAGUAAGAAUUAAAAACUAUUAUUGUAUUUAUUGCAUUACAAGGAUUUUGUAACUCGAGCUUAAUGUAAUUAAAUAUCAAUCGCGAAUUUAGAGAGAGAGAGAAAAUACUGAUACAUUAAUAGUAAUUGAAUACAAAUAUUUGUUGUGCAUGAGACGACUAUGUUUUCAACAUAUUGUUUAAAACAAAAUACUGAGUUUCUUGGAUAUUUCUCCGUUAUGGAUCAUAACGGAAUCAUAUGCGACAAUGCUGUUAUAUUUGAAUUUUUGUUUGCUUUUACCAUCGAAAUUAAUUUACAUUGUAUUCGUAAAGUUUUUUUUAGUAACAAUAUGAGAUUAGCUUCUUUUAUAUAGUUUGCAUGCACGACUAAAAGCAAUUACUAAUGUAGUUUUCUUUAUAUUUAAAUAAAUAAUGUAAAAAUUU